ACUCCACAAACACAAACCAGAAUUACCAGCUCAUAUCCUCUCUCUCUCUCUCUCUCUCUCUCUCUCUCUCUCGCUCUGUUGAAAUUUUCUAGAAGAAAGAGAGAGAUAGAGAAACAAGUGUAGGAAAUGGGGAUGGUCUCUUUCAUCUCAACUGUACCUUCCUUGCUUGCACUUGCUCCUCUCCCAUCUCCCACCACCAGCACCACAUCUGUUGCUGUCUCCAAAUACCCAAUUCAUGCUAGUACAGUUCGCUGUAAAAUUGAAGCUGACAAUGGUAGUGAGGAUCAAUUUGGUCGAAGAGACAUUCUUAAAUGCUUUGGGGCUACCCUUGGCAUGGAAAUAAUAGCAAGCUCAGGCUCAUAUGUUGAAGAGGCUAAUGCUGCUGAUCUAAUACAGCGCAGACAGCGUUCUGAGUUUCAGUCAAGUGUGAAGGGAACCCUUUUUACAGCUAUAAAGGCAAACCCAGAUCUUGUUCCAUCCUUAUUGACUUUGGCGAUGAAUGAUGCUAUGACUUAUGAUAAGGCCACAAAAUCUGGUGGCCCAAAUGGAUCUGUACGUUUCAGCUCAGAGAUUAGCAGACCAGAGAAUAAGGGGCUCUCUGCCGCAAUGAAUUUAUUAGAGGAAGCAAAGAAGGAAAUAGAUUCAUAUUCCAAGGGUGGUCCUAUUUCAUUUGCGGAUCUCAUCCAAUUUGCAGCACAAAGUGCCUUAAAGUCUACAUUUCUAGCUUCUGCCAUCCGUAAAUGUGGUGGAAAUGAAGAGAAAGGAAGCUUACUAUACACUGCAUAUGGUUCAAAUGGGCAGUGGGGCUUGUUUGACAAGCAAUUUGGGAGGUCAGAUGCUCAAGAGCCAGAUCCAGAAGGGAGGGUUCCCCUGUGGGCGAAAGCAAGUGUUCAGGAAAUGAAAGAUAAGUUCUCGGCCAUAGGCUUUGGUCCCCGCCAGCUAGCUGUUAUGUCUGCAUUCUUGGGUCCUGAUCAAAUGGCCACUGAGACCUUAUUGGCCACAGAUCGAGAUGUUGCUCCAUGGGUUGAGAAAUACCAAAGAAGCCGAGAAACAGUCUCUGAAACUGACUACGAGGUUGACCUAAUAACUACCCUCACAAAAUUAAGUGCUUUGGGGCAACAAAUCAAUUAUGAGGCAUACGCAUAUCCUGUUCAAAGAGUUGAUUUCAGCAAGUUGAAAUUAUAGGAUGGCACCAUAUGGUUGUCUAUCAAGCUUGAAGCAGUACUUACCCCUACAAGAUGAUUAUCAAUUUUUACAAGGAAAAAAGAGGUCUCUGGAGUUUUAAAGGUUUAGAGGGAAGCUCAUUUGGCAUCAAAUCCAAGUAUUACCCGCGGAAUUUUAUUUAUAUUUUUGCGUGCCGGAGUGGAAUAUUUGUUUCUUUUAAGGUGUAUAGCUGAUGUAUAACAGCAUUUUUCUUCAUAAUUGAGAUUCAAGGAACUAACAACAAAUCUCACAUGAAAUUAUGAAUUUUUUAAAAUUUUUGGUUCAUGGUA
This is a messenger RNA of Camellia sinensis, 1493 nucleotides long. RefSeq names its product ascorbate peroxidase 4 (gene TL29). Gene Ontology annotation, biological process: response to reactive oxygen species; cellular response to oxidative stress; hydrogen peroxide catabolic process. Lineage: Eukaryota; Viridiplantae; Streptophyta; Magnoliopsida; Ericales; Theaceae. The record is from RefSeq and is a predicted model, not a curated record. Gene Ontology annotation, cellular component: chloroplast thylakoid membrane. Gene Ontology annotation, molecular function: heme binding; peroxidase activity.